UCAGCCCUUCCUGUCAGUCUGAGCUUAGGCCCAAGGUGUUUCAGAUCCAUUACUUGUGUUAAAUAUAUUCCGAAUUCCUGCAAGGACUCAGACCCUGUCUCCUAUAAAAGUGCUCCAUUCAUUGGAAAUGAGAUGAACUGGGAAUUAGAUGGACUCUGUGAAAGGAAGACUCAACAUAGACAAUGGGAUGAAGGAAUUUGGUUGAUUUGAUGGCUUCUCGUUCCAAUUGGUCUUAAACUCUCUGCUGUUCCCUGAAAGAUGCCUUUUCUGGCCUUGAUGUGAUUGGAAUUAAUCUGUUUCUGGAAUUACUCCUAGAAGAACUUGUGAACGGUCCCUGUAACCAUGGCAACAAUGAGUUCAGGCCUUGAAAAAUCCAGAACAACUCAACCCACUGACCCCCAGCCUGGUAACCAAGGACAACUGCCCUCUGACCCCCAGCCUGGUAACCAAGGACAACUACCCUCUGACCCCCAGCCAGGUAACCAAGGACAACUGCCCACUGACCCCCAGCCUGGUAACCAAGGACAACUGCCCUCUGACUCCCAGCCUGGUAACCAAGGACAACUGCCCUCUGACCCCCAGCCUGGUAACCAAGGACAACUACGCUCUGACCCCCAGCCUGGUAACCAAAGACAAAUGCCCUCUGACCCCCAGCCUGGUAACCACGGAAAACUACCCUCUGACCCCCAGCUUGGUAACCAAGGACAACUGCCCUCUGACCCCCAGCCUGGUAACCAAAGACAACUGCCCUCUGACCUCCAGCCUGGUAACAAAGGACAACUGCCCUCUGACUCCCAGCCUGGUAACCAAGGGCAAACAUCCCCCACCCCUCAGGACACUCCAUUUGGGAUUUUUGCUCCUCAACCUCCUCCACUACCACCCCUUCCCCCACCUCUGCCCCCUCUGCCGCCCCCACCUCCACCCCCACCUCCCCCCCCUCCUGGACCUGGGCCCCCACCGCCUCCCCCUCCUGUGGGAGGGAUUCAGAGAUCCAGAGUGACUCGACGUUCCACACUCCGGAAGUUUAAUUGGGAAGCCCUUCCUCAGAACCGUGUAGUUGGGAAACAGAACAUCUGGACUGUUGAGAAAUGUCCGGAACAUUUUGCCAUUGACACUGAGAGAAUGGAGGAGCUGUUUGGCCGUAGGGAUGACCAGAAAACACUAAGUGUCCGGAGGAGCUUCCGAGCAAAUUCUCCCCAGAGAAACGGAGUGGAACAGGUCUCCAUCUUGGAUGCCAAGAAGAGUAUGAACCUUAGUAUAUUCCUGAAACAAUUCAAAAGAUCCGUGGAGAGUAUUCUGGAUGAUAUUCGGAAUGGAGAAGGAGCUUCUUAUGGAGCUGAGAAACUAACAGAACUCCGUAAGCUGCUGCCUGAGAAGGAGGAGGUGAAGAAGUUUCAACAUUUUGAUGGAGACCGGGAUCGUCUCUGUGACUCGGAUCGCUUCGUACUGCUGAUGCUGGAGAUCUCCAGUUACGAGGAGCGAGUGGAGAGUAUGAUCCUGAAGGAAGAGUUUGGACCUCGGCUGGAGGGGCUGCGCCUCGGGCUACAGACCAUGACUGAGGCAGCUCAAGAGCUGAUGGACUGUGACGAGCUUCACACAGUGAUCAGGCUUGUUCUGAAAGCUGGGAACUACAUGAAUGCAGGUUCUUACACUGGGAAUGCUGUUGGUUUCCGAAUGAGCUCGUUACUGAAACUCGCUGAAACCAAGGCAAACUGCCCGGGAAUGAACCUGAUGCAUUUUGUCACGAUGGAAGCGGAGAAGAACGACAGGAUGUUGUUGGAAUUCCCGAACAAGCUGCGGAAUCUCGGGGCAGCAUCCAGGUUAUUCAAACAGGAACUGGAGAGUGAGUUUGAGAAACUGAAACAGAAACUUCAUCUGGUGAAAGGAAACCUGGAUAAACACCUGGAGAUCCGACAGCAAAUGGAAACCUUCAUCCAGAAGGCAGAGAAGCAGCUGGAGGAAGUCCAGGCCUCAGUGACUGAGCUGCAGGUGGUGAGUCAGCAACUUGCUGAAUAUCUCUGUGAGGAUGAAGAGAAAUUCAAACUGGAGGAAUGCUGCCAAAUCUUCCAAAAUUUCAGAGAGAAAUUCAUCAUAGCGACACAGGAGAACAAGCAGCGUGCUCUGUUGGAGAGGAAACGUCGAGAGAGGGAGAAGGAGGAGAAAAAAGCGAAGCGGAUCUCGAUUGCGAGCUGCUCUCACACGGAGAAGGGUCUGGGAGGUGGCGAUCUGGAGUCACUGCUGCGUAAUAACCAGAACUCAUUUCGGCAGAGGAGCAGCCAACAGGGAGAAGGCUCAAUCCCCAGGAGCCAGUCGCUGAAGCAGAUUCGGGCAAGAAGCGAACAAAGUGAUUCACGAAAUGGCUCCCUAACCCGGGAUGAUGCUCAGAGGCUGAGGGAAGUUUCUAAGAAACUGCUUGGUUUCCAGGUUGGAGCUGGGAACUCCGGGCAGCGUCUCAAACAGAACAAAUUCGCCCAGACCUUGCGAAUCUCUGAGGAAUACUGUGAGCCGGCCAAGAGCAGCACUACCCACAGUAAUGGGCAUGCAGAGGUGGGUCAGGAGCAAGAGGAAAGCCUGCUGGGAUCUGGGGGAUCAGGAGUCCCUGCCGUUGGUGAGUCAGAACAGUCUGGGAGCCUGGAGCCAGCAGCAACCCUGCAGACUGGCAGUUUGGUCCCAGUAAAAGCCCAGCAGCCUGGCAGUUUGGACCCAGUAAAAGCCCAGCAGCCUGUCAGCCGGCCGUAUUCCCUCUCUGGAGGCUUCCUGAUGGAAAUGGACAAGGAGUCAGGAUUUGGGGCAGGACGUUUAGCUGGGAGCUGUACCCCUGACCCCGGAAUGACUCCCUCACAGUCUGAUGCGACUGCAUUCGCUCUCGCUGGGAAUACUCCCAAUUCCGAAAAAGAGCAGAAACAAUUCUCUUCAAACCUCCCGGCUGAAUCUCAUCGUCCAGCAUCCUCGUCAGCCAGGGCCUUCCGGAAAGAUCUCUCCCACAGUUUCUCUGGAGAGAAACCUCGGCCUGCAGCCAGGAAACGAUCCCUCACUCGAGGUUUCUCUGUGGACAAGGUGCCCUCAUCUCCAGCUGUCAGGAAACUCUCUACCACCGCUACAUUCAAAUCUGUGAAGCCUAUCACAGCCAACAAACCAACCCAGAAAGAUGAUGCAAAGGCAGAAGAGUCCCACACUUGGAAGUUUGCCAGUUUCUUCAGCAAAAGAACUAGCAAAGCAUCAAUGGGGGAGGGUGCCUCGGAUGGGAGAGUGAAAAAAGAGGUUCUAGAAAGCCCUAGUCACAGCACUAACUCCUUGGCCAACUUUUUUAAACGUUUCAGUGACAGCAAAACAACUAAACUCAAAAAUCCAUCAAAUGCCGCCAUAGUCUCACGCACAGAUGAUGGGAGUGAGCCAUCUUAACCUCUGUGUGUUAUAGGUAGAGGGGAGGGGGGAGGGAUACAUGGGAGUUAGAUCCUCGCUGCUGUCCUGUCAAUGGCCUGAACAGAAAUGCAGGAUGCAUUGGCUUUGUCAAUGCCCAUCAACAAAUAGUUGGAAUUUCAUUGAGUAUCCUAACGUGUGUGAUGUCUCCAAGUGGAUUGGAGAGGGCUGAAGGUCAGUUGUCCCGGGAGUGACUGGUAGGGAAUGUCCAUCACUCUCCAAAUGAGGUGACAGCUGGAAAUGGACUAAUGCAGUGGGAGAUUGGGAAUUCUGUUGAAGACGGAGCUGGUCAAUGAGUGGGGAACAGACAAUGAUGGUUGAUCUCCUCUCCAUUGAUUGGCCCAGAGGAAGAUGGUUUGAAGAGGAGCCAGAUAAUAAUGAACAAAGAACAAGAGUAGGCCACUCAGCCCUUCGAACCUACCCCAUCAUUGAAUAAUAAUUCAUAGCCGAUUUGAAAUUAACCUGAAUUCCGAUAUAUCUGUGAGAAUCUCUCAUCCCCUUGGUCAUAAAGAGUCUGUCUAUUCUGCCUUGAAGUGAUAACGCCUCCAAUUACCAUCCACCUGUUGAUGGAAGAUCAGAAUUUAUGAGACUUUAAGAUGUGCUAUGUUUUUGACAGUUCAGUGAAUGUGGAGUGAAUUUUGUCAUACGUCACAUUUCAAAAUGUCAUAUUGGGACGUGGAGAGAUUGUCUUGAGAACAUGAAGGUUGUUGGUGUCUCCAGGCUCAGAGACUGACUUGAGUCUUCACUGAUGUCAGGGCAGUAGGGAGCGUACCCUCAUUCAUGCUACCAGCUGGUCACUUCAAGCUGAUCAGAUGACAAAGGAUUUGCUGAGGGAUUCACCAAAGAGGGACUGCACAAAUAGGUUUCUGUAUUGUAUAAUGUGGAUUAACCCACGGUCAGGAAUCCAGUGUGUUACAAUGAAGCAUCUUCUAUUGAGCAUGGUAUCUCAUACAUCCAUCCAUCACUUUCCUGUUAUUACCACAUUCGUAAUAUUUUUAAUGUAAGCUGUCACGAUGGAAUCCUAACAUCCCACCAAUGACAGUUCUUGUUGGAAUGUAAGUGUUGAAUUUAUAAUGAA
Stegostoma tigrinum is the source of this 4498-nucleotide messenger RNA. RefSeq names its product FH2 domain-containing protein 1-like. The transcript has 12 exons. Lineage: Eukaryota; Metazoa; Chordata; Chondrichthyes; Orectolobiformes; Stegostomatidae. The record is from RefSeq and is a predicted model, not a curated record. The coding region runs from base 343 to 3402 and encodes 1019 amino acids.